UUACUGGCUUGCCCCUCAGGCUUGUUCAGGCUGCUUUCUUACAAUAGAACCCUGUAUUACAGCACAGAGAUGGCCCCACCCACAGUGGUCUGGACCCUCCCACAUCAAUCAAUAAUUAAGAAAAUGCCCUAUAGGCUUUCCUGCAGCCUGAUCUUAGGGAGGCAUUUUCUUAAUUGAGGUUUCCUCCUCUCAGGUGACUUUAGCUUGUGUCGAAUUGACAUAAAAACCAGCUAGCACAUCAAGUUAUAUAGAAUAAAUAACUAUUAUAAAAGGUACUUAACAGCACUUAAAAAUCUUAAGGGCAACUUGAGUAAAAAAUGUUGCAGCAGUCUCAAGCUGAAAUUUAUUCUACUUAGUGCCAGAUUGUCCUUCCCUUCCCCAACUGAAGACAGGAGUUUGUUAUGUAGCUCAGGCUUGACUUCAACUCUUGAUCCUCCUGCCUCAGCUCUAAGACUACAGGUAAUGUGCUCCUAUGCCAAGCAGGUAUUUCAAAUGGCUGUAAAAGGCUCACUGAGUUUUGUAGAGUUUGCCACCUGAUGAAGGUGCCAGGAACUGUAUUCUGGUCCUCUGGAGGAGCAGUAUGCAUACUAUACUACUGACCCCUGUCCCCAGAUCCAGCACAGCCUUUCUUAAGAAAGCCCUUCCUAGUGUAGAAAGCCUAGAGUUACAUUUCUGAGUUAAGGAUGUCCCGAGCUGUCAUCAUCAAAAGCAGAGGAGGAGAUAAUGAAAGGGCCAGGAAAAAGAACUAGUAAGUUGUGGUGGUUUGAAUGAAAAUGGCCCCCUUAAGAUCAUAAGAAUUGGCGCUGUUAGGAGGUGUGGCCUUGUUAGAGGAAGUGUGACAUUGUUGGAGGAAGUAUGUCACUGGGGGUGGGGCUUUGAAGUCUCAGAUGCUCAAGCCAGGCCCAGUGUGGCAUUCUCAGCUACCUCUACAGCACUAUGUCGGCUUGCAUGCCACCGUGCUUCCCACCACGACAAUAAUGGACUAAAACUCUGAGCUGUCCACCAGCCCCAGUGAAGUGUUUUCCCUUGUAAGAGUUGCUAUGGUCAUGGUGUCUCUUGACAGCAGUAAAACCCUAUUGCAGAAGUGUUCUUCCUUUCUAAAAUAUAUCUUCAUUCCUUUGCAAAAUCGUUUUCUUCCACUGGACCAAGAGGGAUAGGGAUAGAAAGGGCAGGAGUCAGUGUGUGACUGAGGCCUCUCUUGGAAAGGACUCUUCCUUCAUUCAGGGUCACUUCACUGAGCCAUUUGGGAACCUGCUAGGUGGGUUUGUCUGAUGUGAUCUGACAACCUAUGGGUACCCUGUCAACGUGCCAAAAAACUCAAGUGCCAGUCUCAAGCUAAGUUUCUAAAGUGACAGUAGGAGAGACCCCUUGGGUUUGUUCUGUAUUAGUGAAAUUUUCUAAUUAUAAAAGGAAAAAUGGCCAGGUACUUUAGGACAUGCCUGGAACCCUGGCACUCAGAAAGCUGAGGCCACAUCAUGAGGAUGAGUCUCAAUUCAUAAAAAGGAAAAUAUGCUGAAAAUCAGGGGCUAGGAGAAAGGUACUUUUAAUUCCACUACGAAGAGAAAAUUUUAAUGAUUUGGACAUCUCUUGCCAACUAGUUUUUUAAAUCCAGUUGAGAGAGAUGGGAGUUGGGGGGUGUUGUAUAAUGUUUUAUAGAAUACAAAAACAUUUUCUCUAAGUAAUUUAGAAGUAUUUAUAGGGCUGGGAAGGUGUCUCAGUGAUGGACUGAUUGUGUAGAAUACUCAAAGGCCCUGUGUUCAGUCCUCAACUCUACCACCACAACCACCCCUAAAAGAAAGAGAAAAGAAAACCAACUAAACAAACAAAAGCCCUAAAUGUGUUUAAGUAUGGCUUUAAAUGGCAGCAUAAUAUUUCAUUUGACAUGAACUCGUAUUCAGUCUGUCUGUUGUGUGUAGCUGCGUUGUUCAAAUAUUGAAGUUUCUUGUUUGUUCUUUUGCAACCUAAAGUUUCAGUAGACGUCUCUGUGUAGCAACUGCAUACUGUGCUUUGUCUAGGGCCCUGGGCUCGCUGCCUGGCAUGCCUUUGUGCCUAUUUCAGCUUGUCAUUCUUACAUAGAAAAUGAGGUUGCACUUUUCUUACAGUCCAUAUUUAGUCAAGGACAGUGUGGCCACCUUAGUGUUCUUGCUCACUUGUCUGCUGUGCUUCCAGUUCUCUUCAGCAGUACGUCCGCACUAAAGCACUUCUCUUCAGGUUACUUGGGAAAGCGGGCUGUUUGGAGAUCCACCAAGGUGUAAGCCGGCGGUUGGUGGGUCUCUUCCUUUACAUGUUGACAUGGUUUGGUGAGCAGCGUAAAUGGCACUUUGCUAGCUUGCUUCUUUCCAUGCCUGUCCUUCGUACAUGCCGAUCAUAUCCACGCCUCUUUCUAGUAAUAGAUCAAGUUCUUAACAGUGGUUUUGUGGUGUAGAGUAUAAUGUCAUUUACCAUAUGGGAACCCUUGGGAGAUGGAGUAUGCUCCACUGUAUGCUAGUGGCCUUGAACCGGGGCAUUGCUGCAGUCAAGGAAGAUGCAGUAGAGAUGCUGGCCAGCUAUGGGCUGGCGUAUUCUCUGAUGAAGUUCUUCACGGGACCCAUGAGUGACUUCAAGAAUGUGGGCCUGGUGUUUGUGAACAGCAAGAGAGACAGGGCCAAAGCUGUCCUGUGCAUGGUGGUGGCCGGUGCCAUUGCUGCAGUCUUCCACACCCUGAUAGCCUACAGUGACUUAGGGUACUACAUCAUCAACAAGCUACAUCAUGUGGACGAGUCUGUGGGGAGCAAAACACGAAGGGCCUUCCUGUAUCUCGCUGCCUUCCCUUUUAUGGAUGCCAUGGCGUGGACUCAUGCUGGCAUUCUCUUAAAACACAAAUACAGUUUCCUGGUGGGAUGUGCCUCAAUCUCAGAUGUCAUAGCUCAGGUUGUGUUCGUAGCCAUUUUACUUCACAGUCACCUGGAAUGCCGAGAGCCGCUGCUCAUCCCCAUCCUGUCUCUGUACAUGGGUGCACUUGUGCGCUGUACCACGCUGUGCCUGGGCUACUACAGGAACAUCCACGACAUCAUCCCUGACAGGAGCGGCCCAGAGCUGGGGGGCGACGCAACCAUAAGAAAGAUGCUGAGCUUCUGGUGGCCUCUGGCUCUGAUUCUGGCCACGCAGCGCAUCAGCCGGCCCAUUGUCAACCUCUUUGUGUCCCGGGAUCUUGGUGGCAGUUCUGCUGCUACAGAGGCAGUGGCCAUUCUGACAGCUACCUACCCCGUGGGUCACAUGCCAUAUGGCUGGUUGACAGAAAUCCGUGCUGUCUACCCUGCUUUUGACAAGAAUAACCCCAGCAAUAAACUGGCCAACACGAACAACACGGUCACCUCGGCCCACAUCAAGAAGUUCACCUUCGUCUGCAUGGCACUGUCACUGACGCUCUGUUUUGUAAUGUUCUGGACCCCCAACGUCUCUGAGAAGAUUUUGAUAGACAUCAUUGGAGUGGACUUCGCCUUUGCAGAACUCUGUGUCAUUCCUCUGCGUAUCUUCUCCUUCUUCCCAGUGCCAGUGACUGUGAGAGCUCAUCUCACUGGAUGGUUGAUGACACUUAAGAAAACCUUUGUUCUGGCACCCAGCUCCGUGCUGCGGAUCAUCGUCCUCAUCACCAGCCUUGUGGUUCUGCCUUACCUGGGGGUGCAUGGAGCCACACUAGGUGUGGGCUCCCUUCUAGCAGGGUUUGUGGGAGAGUCUACCAUGGUUGCCCUCGCAGCAUGCUAUGUGUAUCGGAAGCAGGUGAGAAGCGAUGCUAACCGCUUUGGGGACAACCGGGACCUCUCUGCCUCCACAAGUAAUUUCCCUCAUCAGCUCUCCUCCAGGAAGUCUGUUCUCAUCCUGCUUGGCCACCCUAUCCCUUCCACACCACAUGACUCCAUGUCAUGAAAGCACAGAGCCAGUCUGUCCUGAAGGCAGAGCUUUUCAAACUGCAAUGGGAAAUAUUUUUUCCUCUCCAUGAUUUGAGUUCUCUGGGAUCAGAAACCCUGUUUCUUAUGUGGUUAACCAGGGAGUGGAGACAGAUGACAGGGGCCCACGGCAGAGCCCGGAUGUGUAUUCUUUUAGGCUGUGGGGACAAAGAAGGCAACAAAACUGUUAAGAGACAGAGACAGACGGUGGAAUUCAUUGUGAAGGGUGGCUUUGAGGGGUAAAGGAGACCCUGCCCAUGUGCCCCAUGGCUGUUGGGGGUCAGGAGAAAAGGGUAAAAAUGUUGAAGGCCAUAAGUAAUGGGCAGAAGGCUAUAAAAGGAAACUUCAGAAAACUAAUUAAAGUGGGGUAAAGUCCAGCGCAGUGUUUGCCCUGGAGACUGACCCAAUGAACGGGAUACUCACUAGUGGGAGGAGGGACAGCACAGCCAACUGACCAGUGCACACGGAAGGGAGUGGGCCGCUCAGAUGGGAGCCUCCACUACACUUGGGGACAGUCAUGGAGCUCUCAUGCUUGCUUGUGCUUGGGUCGUUAGGUCAGACACCAGGCUGUCCCUGAGAAGGGCCACAGGAAGGCUAGCAGACAGAGGAAGCCAGAGAGCACCAAGCAGGGGAAACGCAGGGUUGAAAGCCCUGCCACAGAGGAAAUGGCUCCCUGCAGUGGGCACUACAGCCCAGGCCUGCUUACGGGUCCCACUGAGGUCCAGGUUUAAUCUUGUAACAGGACUCAAGAAAAGCAAGGAAGGACAUGACUGUAACUGCUGGGCAUUACAAUUAAGCCAAUACGGGAGGGUGAGAGGGUCCAGAAGGCUGAGCCACAGGAGCACAGACAGAGCAGUGCUGGGAAUCAGGUCCUGAAGAGAGAGUGCUGGAAGAGGUUGCCAUUUUCUGCAACAGCCUGUAUGGCAGCAGCAUGACAAGGCCAUCAGGAACAAGGAUAUGCAAUCAACAGGACAGAGUGAAGCCAGAGCUGUCACAGGGGACUGACUAGAGAAUAAGAUUCAAAGCUUGUGGCUUGGGGGCUGGGGCUUAGGAGCUGGGAGGAACAAUGCCUCCAUUUGAAAGGGCUGUAGGGAGCUGGUAUCCCAGGCUACAUUCCAAAGAGGUGAGGGACAGAGUCCCCCACAGUACCUAGCACACAACAGGUAUGGUAACAACCACACAGUAAAAGGCACAUAUUGAGCUAGAUUCAACUUGGACAUAAAGGGGACUCCCGCUCACAGUAGUGUGGUGGUGUGUCCUGUCCACAUCCCCACAGGGGACUCCUACUCACGGUAGUGCUCUGACCUGUCUUCUUUUAUCUAGAAAAAGAAGAUGGAGAAUGAGUCAGCCACCGAGGGGGAAGACUCGGCCAUGACCGACAUGCCUCCAGCAGAGGAGGUGACAGACAUCGUAGAGAUGAGAGAGGAAAAUGAGUAAGCACGGGCCACCAGGGGCACUACAGGGACAGUCAGGACAACAGUCGUCUCUUCCCUCCUCCUCCCACCAAGUUGUUUUCUGUUGUUUAAUUUUUAUUCUUGGUUAUGAAAGAGGCCUUGAUUUAGAGGUUUCGUAUAAAUUCUCUAGCAUACUGGGUAUGCUCACCGAUGCAGGGACCUGAAGAAAGGUCUUUACUGUCGCUUUGUAACUCAGAACUGCUGACUUCAUGCCCCUGCCUCACAAAACCCAAAAGAUAGAGCUGCCUCUUGGCCGACGUUUCUACCCCUUGGACAAUCUCCACUUUGGAACCAAAGGACUUGGGCUGUGCCGCUGCCUCUUGGGCCAGACUCUUUUCCGUUCGUGUUUGUCUCCUAAGAAUCAACAGGUUGAAGCUCAGCCUCUCUUGACUUGCUCCCCAAUAAUGUGGCUCUAAGACACGUGACCCGGUGGCCAUCACACCCCUUUUCACUCUAGAGUCAAGAACUGUCUGCAGCGCCCACUGGUGGGCCCCAGGCUGCAGCCCACAGUCUCCCUGCUCCCAGAGGAAGAGCUGGUAGCCAUGUUGGCCAACAUAAUGGGAAAUUUAAUCUCCUGUAGAAAUUGGAUCAGUCACAAACUGACUUGAUCGCCAGCAUCUCAUUGUUUUCCUGGUUUCGCUGAGUUGCCACGCCCCACAGUGUAUAUACAUGAGCUGACUUUUCCGUUGUCAUGGGAGUGCAGCGCCAGUGUCAGCAUCCUUCCUUCCGCAUGAGUUUCCCUGAAGGCUUGCUUUUACUCGCCUUCCCUGAAGAUGGCACUAGAGUGAGAAGUGGAGCGUUCUAACUGUCCAUUUCCGUUUUUACAGUGAGCAGAGCUUUAAGUCGUAAUCUAGCAUUCUAAUGCCAGGUUCUUGUCUCGUAACUUCUGAUGUAGACGUGUUACCUGCUUCUGCCGUUCAGUUAUAGCUCUGCAGGACAGGUAACAAUAUGGUACUCCCCUCCACACCAUAAAGCAAGACAUUUUAUAAACAAGUAUCAAAGUCACUAUGUGAUACCCCAGAAAUAAUGCAUUGGAAAUCCACUUAGUGCAGUAUAUUUUUCUAAGUUUUGGAAAGCGGGUUUUUUCCUUUAAAAAAAUUAUGGAUACAGUUCACUAAAUUCCUGAUUUAGUCAAAGUAACUAGACUGAAAGAACCUAAACAAAACAAAUAUUUUAAAGAUAUAAAUAUAUGCUGUAUAUGUUAUGUAAUUUAUUUUAGGCUAUAAUACAUUUCCUAUUUUCGCAUUUUCAAUAAAAUGUCUCUAAUACAAUUCA
Messenger RNA from Rattus norvegicus (Norway rat), 6655 nucleotides. Lineage: Eukaryota; Metazoa; Chordata; Mammalia; Rodentia; Muridae. The record is from RefSeq and is a predicted model, not a curated record.